AUGUCGAAUGCUUUAACAGCAGUCAUCCUCUCCCCACGACGAAAUCGGAAAUUGCUCGAUAUCAGCGACGAGACAAGCCCACCCUCAAAGACACGACUCGGUGCCCGGGAUCUCUUCAGGUCGCUCACGAUUGAAGCUGCCGAUAUUUGGGAGCUACACCCGACUCUAUACCUUGAAUUGCUACCGCAGUUCCCUCGCGAGCUGGACUUUGACGCGAUCCCGCGCUCCGACGGAAUUGUCUGCGGCAGACUUGGUUGCGAAGGACACAGGAACCCCGACGAAUCUCUCGGCGCAACAGCCGUGGGAACGUCGCUGCCUCUGCAAUCUGCACGAGGAAGACGAGCUCGCAGGGUGGAUCAAGCACUGCCCCGCAGCAACGUUUCCUGA
This is a messenger RNA of Zymoseptoria tritici IPO323, 387 nucleotides long. RefSeq lists its product as uncharacterized. The record is from RefSeq and is a predicted model, not a curated record. Lineage: Eukaryota; Fungi; Ascomycota; Dothideomycetes; Mycosphaerellales; Mycosphaerellaceae. The coding region runs from base 1 to 387 and encodes 128 amino acids. The transcript has a single exon.